Messenger RNA from Apis laboriosa (Himalayan honeybee), 839 nucleotides. It is a transcript of the gene Atg10, whose product is annotated as ubiquitin-like-conjugating enzyme ATG10. Gene Ontology annotation, biological process: protein modification by small protein conjugation; protein lipidation; macroautophagy. Gene Ontology annotation, cellular component: intracellular anatomical structure. The record is from RefSeq and is a predicted model, not a curated record. Lineage: Eukaryota; Metazoa; Arthropoda; Insecta; Hymenoptera; Apidae. The transcript has 5 exons. Gene Ontology annotation, molecular function: Atg12 transferase activity. Bases 155 to 748 code for a protein of 197 amino acids.
UCAUACACAAAUACACAAUACCGAAAGCACUGCCAUCUCCUUCGUUCUUAUUCUAACUAUUCGUCUUUGUCUUGUCUGUGGGUCAUAAAAGCUGCGCACGCAUCUUUGCUUUUCACAUCAGGACCGUACAUAAAUUAGGAGUGAUCUGAGAAUAAUGGAUGGUCCAGGUACGAUCACAUGGGAGGAAUUUCUCGAAGAUGCUGAAAAAUUCGUACAAAUGUCGAAUUAUAUCUCUGAUGGAUGGGAUCUUCGAGGUAAUAAGAAUAUACCAGGUGAAGUAUACGUUGUUCGGCGACAGAAACAAUAUAUUUACAAUAAUUCAAAUAAUUAUACGGUAUUGGAAAAUAACGAUCUCAAUUUCAUGUUGAAAAAAGAAGAUCCAUUCGAAGCCACUUGUCCCAUCGAGAAACCAUUAAUUACGGAACAUCAUAUACUAUGGUCGAUGAGUUAUAGCGUUCCAGUGCUUUAUUUUAAUGGAUGGAAAUCAGAUUUUCCGGGUAUUAAUUCAAUAUCAAUGGAAGAAGCACAAUCCUUUGUUUGUGAUAGAGAAUUAAAGUACAAGGAUUUAUCUCAAGCAAUGCAUCCUAUAUUAGGUACACCUUUUUUAUAUUUGCAUCCUUGUAUGUCUCAUGAACUUCUACAAAUAACGAGCAAAAGUAAAAAUAAAUUAGUCAGUUGGCUCAGUACUGUUGCUCCUGCUGCUCUUAAUCUUAAACUACGUCCCGAAUAUUAUCAAUUAACUAUCUAAUAUAUAAAUUUUAAAAUAUCAUAAUUAAAUUGUAAUAUAUUGUAACUUCAAAAAAAAAAAACUGUCUAUUGAAUUGAAUAAAACUAUAUAA